Molecule: messenger RNA, 804 nt
Organism: Cercospora beticola
Lineage: Eukaryota; Fungi; Ascomycota; Dothideomycetes; Mycosphaerellales; Mycosphaerellaceae
Source: RefSeq, a predicted model, not a curated record
GCUUUCCACUACAGCCAUCCGCCGUCUCACAGCGGCGACGACCUCGGCCGGCAGAAGUGUUGUCUGCGUGGGCAAGUGCAUGUGAGUCGCGCACACAAUCAAAGCCGUGCAUAUCAGACCAGUUGCAAAGCACAGAAUGGCAGGUCCCCGUGGGUUUGCAUGCAGGAGAACCGGGUAACAACAGCAUGCAAGAGAACGUGACCAAGAGCAGCACAACCUACUUCGCCCGCCCGGCAGCAUGUCUCGCUCUCAUCGAAAUCUGUCCAAAGGCUCCGUCACCACCAUGGGCGGAAUUCUCGCCCGACCGCAGCGGACUACGCCGCGCACUGAGUCUAUUGAGUCGCAGCGUCGAAGAAACGAGGCCGCUGAGAUACUGCAGAGCUACGAGCAGCUAUCAUGGUAUGCGUAUCAACGCUGCGAGACUCUGACACAAACACGCAUUCAUUUUCGCUGCAUUGUGGCAGGCAUUACCCCUGAACAAGAAGAGGCCAACGUGCACUGGAGAGAAGACUUUCCGCCGCGUCCGGUUGAGCCUUUGAGACAAUCGACGUCGUCUUGUAGAGGCAAGGAGAGAGUCAGCUCUGGAAGUGGUGCCGAUCCGAAGGAGAUGCCACUUGAUGCCGGUCCUUCCACCUCCAUCAUAUCCAAGGAGAAGACCGUUGCGACAUCUUCGAGUUCUAGAACGAGUGGCAGCGCAGCAGGGAAAUCUGCAGUAGAGGGUGACGAGCAGUAAGCAGUCAGUGAACACAGUUGAGAGUCUACGAGCGGCAACGUGGAGAUCUGACAAUGAAAAUGCAAUCAAAC